AUAAACAAGAUAAAAAGAGUGGACAUCCAACGGGUAGAAACAUUGUUCUUAUUGCAAUUAUUUAUCAGAUCUGACGGUCUAGAUUCAUUCUCAUGAACGGACUAAAUUCUCCGAGUGGUUCCCACAACAAAAAUAUCUACUAAAGAGGGACUAUGCUCUUCUUCUUCCCAUGAUUCCGUGCCCGUGCCGCAAGACCUAGGGAUUCAUCAACCUGAAAAUGAGUUCUUGCUUCACCGUCUCCCUCUCCCUCCUCUUCUUCUUCUUCAUCAAUUUUCUGAGCACUGAAUCACAACCUACUUAUCUAUGGCAUUACUGCCCCAACACCACCCUCUUCGCUCCCAACUCCACCUACCAAUCCAACCUCAACAACCUGCUCUCUUCCCUCUCCGCCGCCGCCCCCAACAACGCCGACGGCUUCGCCAACGCCACUGCCGGCCAAAACCGUCCCGACCGUGCCUACGGGCUCUUCCUCUGUCGUGGCGACGUCAAUGUCUCCACAUGCAGCGACUGCGUGGCCACCGGAACACAGGACAUCCUGCAAAGAUGCCCCAACCAGCGGGUCUCUGUGAUCUGGUACGACGAGUGCAUGUUGAGGUACUCCAACGCGUCCAUCUACUCGGUCAUGGAACAAGGGCCUGCUUUCAUGAUGUACAACACCGGGAACAUCUCCGAUCCAACCCGGUUCACGCAAGUCCUGGGACAGACCAUGGACGACAUCGCCACGACAACUUCCGACAGCGAAUCGGGGAAGAAAGUCGCGGUCGCAGAGACGAACUUCACGAGCCUGCAGCAGCUGUACACUCUUGCGCAGUGCACGCCGGACUUGACAGCGUCGGACUGCAACACAUGCCUCCGGGCGGCGAUUGCGGGCCUUCCCCAGGGGAAGCAAGGUGGGAGGACGUUCACUCCGAGCUGCAGCGUGAGAUUUGAGGUGUACCCCUUUUAUAAUGCCUCGGCCGUGGCGGCCCCGGCCCCUCCGCCGCCCCAGAUUCCAUCUCCUCCGCCCCCAGCCGCUGCGUCUCCGUCUCCUCCUCCUGCUCCUAGCGCGCCUUUCUGUGGUUCGACCAGCGACGCCGACAGAGACUACAUCAAGACCCUCACCAACGUCCUCUCCUCCAUCUCCACCACCAACUCUUUGUCCUUCUCCUACGGAUUCUUCAGUGACUCCGCCGCCGUCUCCGACACCUCCCAAACCCUCUACGUCGUCGGCUCCUGCCGCAGCGACCUCACCGCCGAGAGCUGCCGCACCUGCCUCAGUGGGUCAGCCAUUGAAAUCAGCCGUUUCUGCCCCCACGAGAAGGAGGCGGUGCUCUACAGCGAGAAGUGCACCGUCCGGUACUCAAACGCCUCGAUCUUUGGCACAGUCGUGAUCGAGCCCAUCUACGCGCUGUACAAAGUGAACAACGUCUCGAUCCAGGUUACGAACAAGCUGGCGACACAGGUGGAAGGUCUGCAGGACGAGGCAGCUGGCGGCGGCUCACUGAGGAAGUUUGCUACGAGGAACGUGUCAGUGGGGCCGGACACGAUCUUUGCGAUGGCGCAGUGCACACCGGACUUGACCAGGCAGCAAUGCAUCGACUGCCUGGAGAUAGUUGUCGGGAGCAUCACGGAUUGCUGUCUUGGGAAGGCGGGAUGGACGAUCAUGGCGCCUAGUUGCCAGUUUCGGUACGAGAUCUAUCAGUUCUUCGACCCGGUCGGCGAGCCACUUGCGCCGCCGCUGCCACCGCCGCCUCCGCCGCCUCCUCCUCCACCGCCAGGAAAAAGCAACAAAUCUACCGUGAUAACCAUCGCCAUUACCGUUCCUGUUGGAGGUGUUAUGGUCCUUCUCUUUUUCACUUGUUGUUUGCUUCGAAGAAAGGGAAAGAAGACAGAUGGAGUCAUCCAAGGAAAAAGCGGUGCGAAUGAACUUACCACCGCGGAGUCCUUGCAAUUUGACUUGGCUACAAUACAAGCCGCGACAAAUGAUUUCUCUCCAGAAAACAAGUUGGGUGAAGGUGGAUUUGGUGAAGUUUUCCAGGGUAGCCUUCCUGAUGGACAGCAAAUAGCGGUGAAGAGGCUAUCUCAAAGCUCAAGACAGGGUGAUGAAGAAUUCAAAAACGAAGUUCUAUUGGUUGCGAAGCUUCAACACAGAAACCUUGUACGACUGCUCGGAUUUUGCUUGGAGGGAGACGAAAAGAUACUCGCCUACGAGUUUGUGCCAAAUAAAAGCCUUGAUUACUUCUUAUUUGAUCCCCAAAAAAGCGGUCAAUUGGAUUGGCCAUUACGUUUUAAAAUAGUAUCUGGAAUCGCUCGAGGAUUGCUCUACCUACAUGAAGAUUCUCGUCUCCGGAUCAUCCAUCGAGACCUAAAAUGUAGCAAUAUCUUGUUAGACAGUGAAAUGAACCCGAAGAUUUCAGAUUUUGGCACGGCAAGGAUUUUUGGAGUCGAUCAAACUCAGGCUAGCACAAAUAAAAUCGUGGGGACUUUUGGUUACAUGUCUCCUGAAUAUGCAAUGCAUGGAGAGUUCUCGGUGAAAUCUGAUGUUUAUAGUUUCGGUGUACUACUUAUAGAGAUCAUUUGCGGCAAGAAGAAUAACAUCUACCACCAAUUGGAUAGGGGUGAAUAUCUUGCUAGUUAUGUGUGGAAUCAAUGGAGAGAUGGCACGCCCUUGAACGUGUUGGACCUGGCUAUCGCAGAUUCAUAUUCAAGAGAUGAAGUACUUCGAUGCUUGCACAUUGGCUUACUGUGCAUUCAGGAAGAUCCGGCUAUUAGACCCGCCAUGGCAACCGUAGUUCUCAUGCUCAGCAGCAAUUACUUUGACCCGCCACAGCCUCGACAUCCGGCCUUCUUUGUCCAAAGUAGAUCACAGGGACCGAGCAUCCCAAUGCAAGAGCUUGAAUCGGAUCAAUCUACCAGUAGGACUAUGCCUUCGUCAACUAGUGAUAUGACGGUUACUGAAUUGUACCCCCGGUGAAUGGCGGCGUAAGUAAAAUCUUACUAUAUGGAUGGUCUCAUGGUGAGAUUGCUUGGCCUUCCACCAUGAUUUUUUAUGAACCAUUGCAAAAAUCUAUGUAUUUGGAGAAUAAGCAGUUAAUUGCUCAAAGGGAGUUGUGUGCAUUUAAAAUAAGACUCUACUCAUGUUAUCCAUCUUAAUUAUUAUAAUUCUUCUAAGAUUUUUUUUAC
Molecule: messenger RNA, 3162 nt
Organism: Syzygium oleosum
Lineage: Eukaryota; Viridiplantae; Streptophyta; Magnoliopsida; Myrtales; Myrtaceae
Product: cysteine-rich receptor-like protein kinase 10
Exons: 8
Coding region: 218-2953 (911 amino acids)
Biological process (GO): protein phosphorylation
Molecular function (GO): ATP binding; protein kinase activity
Source: RefSeq, a predicted model, not a curated record